UGUGCAGGAACACACUCCUGACUUUAGAUAUUACUUUCAGAUAAAAGUGAUCAACAUGAAUUAUUGAGUUCCAAAAAGUACACCACGCCAAAGUGUUAAGAGAUUAAAAAAGAAAAACAGAAUUUUUUUGGGGAGAAAGAUUUAUAUGUAGAGGCAGAAAUGAUCCAAAAGUUUGUGCCACCUGCCUGCCUUGCUCCGUCAGCUCCCGCUCUUGUUGUUUCUCCCUCCCCUCACAGUGUUGUGUUCCCAGACUGACGCAUCCGUGGACCCUCUGGCUCUGCUGCUUUCGUCAGUGACUUGGAGUGCUCUGACAACUUUGUGAACUCUUUGUGUUGGAGUGAGAACGCAGAGGCAGGAGAGCAGUUGAUGGGACGCAGUCUUUGCAGCAGCAGCAGAAGCAGGCUCCUCAGGAGACUGCAUCGGGUCUUCCAGCUGGAGUUAAUCCUCCUCUCCGGGCCAUGACAAGGCAAAGCCCCAGCUUUCUGACCCCCCUGGCUCUACUUGUACUCCUUGUGGGUUUUGCGGACCUUCAGCUUGGCUCUGUUGGUGCAGAUGAGGAUUACAAUGUGCAGGAGCUGCUGACAAGAAAAACAUUCAAUCAGGUUCACGAGUUGGAGAAGACUGCUUCUUCAAAGCCAGGUGAGCAUGAACAAGAAAGACAAAUUCCUGCAAAGAUUUCCAAAGAAAGGACACCACAAAGCACCAAGAAGGCCAAUAAAACCCCAACAGACACGAAAUCAGAAUGCCCUCCUAUGGGAUUGGAAUCGCUGAAGAUUGAUGAUUUCCAGCUUCAUGCUUCGUCUACGAAGCGCUACGGCCUCGGUGCACACAGAGGUCGCCUCAACAUUCAGGCUGGCCUUUAUGAAGAUGAUCUUUAUGAUGGUGCCUGGUGUGCGGGGAGAGAUGACCCUCUUCAGUGGUUUGAGGUGGAUGCCAGGAGGCUGACCAAGUUUACUGGGGUCAUCACACAAGGGAGGAACUCUCUUUGGUCGAGCGACUGGGUUACCUCAUACAAAGUUAUGAUCAGCAACGAUAGUCAUACCUGGAUGACGCUCAAAAAUGGCUCAGAUGACUUGAUAUUCAGGAGCAACAGAGAAAAAGAGAUUCCCGUUCUAAAUAUCUUCCCAACACCAGUUGUUGCUCGAUACAUCAGAGUCAACCCUCAAUCCUGGUUUUCCAGCGGCAGCAUCUGCAUGAGAGUGGAGAUCCUAGGCUGCCCUAUGCCAGAUCCAAACAAUUAUUACCACAGACGCAACGAAGUCAUAACAAGUGAUGACUUGGACUUCAGGCAUCACACCUACAAAGAAAUGAGGCAGCUCAUGAAGGUGGUUAAUGAAAUGUGCCCCAACAUCACGCGCAUUUACAACAUAGGAAAGUCUCAGGGGGGGCUUAAACUGUAUGCCUUUGAGAUCUCAGACAACCCAGGAGAACAUGAAGUGGGUGAGCCAGAGUUUCGUUACACAGCUGGUUCCCAUGGUAACGAGGUGCUGGGACGGGAGCUGCUUCUCCUUCUGAUGCAAUUCAUGUGUCUUGAGUAUCUGUCCGGCAACCAGCGAAUACGUCACCUGGUGGAAGAGACCAGAAUCCAUCUAUUGCCGUCUGUCAACCCCGAUGGCUAUGAGAAAGCCUUUGAAGUGGGUUCAGAGCUCAGUGGCUGGUCUCUGGGUCGAUGGAGCAACAAUGGAAUUGACAUUCACCACAACUUCCCUGAUCUCAGCUCUGUUCUGUGGGAAGCAGAGGCCAAGAAACUGAUUCCUCGCAAAAUGUUCAACCACCAUGUCCCCAUUCCAGAAUGGUACCAGUCACAGAACGCCUCAGUUGCCUUGGAGACGCGAGCUUUGAUGGCAUGGAUGGAGAAAAUGCCCUUUGUGUUGGGUAGUAACCUCCAGGGAGGCGAGCUGGUGGUGACCUUCCCGUAUGACAGAACUCGCUCCCCGGGGGUGACCAGGGAACAGACCCCCACCCCCGAUGACCACAUCUUCCGCUGGCUGGCCUUCUCCUAUGCGUCCACCCACCGCCUGAUGACUGAUGCUAGCCGAAGGGUCUGUCACACAGAAGACUUCGCCAAGGAGGAUGGCACCAUCAACGGAGCAUCAUGGCACACUGCAGCUGGCAGUAUGAAUGAUUUUAGCUACUUGCACACCAACUGCUUUGAGCUGUCGAUGUUUGUGGGUUGUGACAAAUUCCCUCAUGAGAAUGAGCUGCCGGAGGAGUGGGAGAACAACCGAGAGUCUCUUCUGGUUUUCAUGGAGCAGGUGCACCGUGGGAUCAAAGGUGUUGUGAGGGACCUGCAAGGUCGUGGACUAGCCAAUGCCAUCAUAUCUGUGGAAGGCAUCAACCAUGAUGUUCGCACAGCUGCAGAUGGUGACUACUGGCGCUUGUUAAACCCUGGAGAGUACAAAGUAACAGCCAGAGCCCAUGGCUACGCUUCUGCCAGUAAGAAGUGCGAGGUUGGCUAUGAGAUAGGCGCCACCCGGUGUGACUUCAAAAUAGGCCGGCCCAACUUGUCACGAAUCAGAGAAAUUAUGGAAAAAUUUAACAAGCAGCCCAUCAAAUCGCAGGUGAGGCAACUUCAAACACACAGGUCUGGAGAGAGACUUUUAGGAACAUAAUGGUUGUAUGAGGGAGAAGAAUUCAAUGCAAAUAUCUGCGCUGAUCUGAUCAGUCUGGGGUUUAGGACAUGCCUGGGUUUGGAACUGGCUAAGAAUCUGUUUGGGGGUUUUCUCUGAGAAAAUACUGUUGGACCCUGGAAACCUGGAUAAUUUCCAACCAUUACUGGAAUUUAGGUUCUGUUUGGUUUUCUCUUUAGAUGUUUGCUGAAUUGUAGUAAAAUAUUUCAAAAAAACAUUUAAACAUUUUAUAACAUCAGACCAAAAAUGUUUUUCUACAUACAGUACAUGUCACAUUUUCCGUUUGAAAUUGAACAAUGACAUUUUAUUGCACUUGCAAAAUACUACAAAAGACUAUAUUGUUUUCAAACAUUUUUGGUCCAUUUUAGCUGAUAUAUCUAUUUUCUAAAUAAACACAAUUAUUGCUGUACUUCUUUUCAUAUUGGUUAAAAUGAUAACAAACCUGCAUUGGGCAAUUCUAUACACAGCCAUGUGCAAAGAACUCCCAAAACUCUUUGACAAUAAUAAAACACUACAAUGUUUGUUUUAGUUUUAUGACUGAUUAAAGUUUUCCAGAACUUGUA
Molecule: messenger RNA, 3193 nt
Organism: Oryzias latipes (Japanese medaka)
Lineage: Eukaryota; Metazoa; Chordata; Actinopteri; Beloniformes; Adrianichthyidae
Gene: cpxm2
Product: carboxypeptidase X (M14 family), member 2
Biological process (GO): proteolysis
Molecular function (GO): metallocarboxypeptidase activity; zinc ion binding
Source: RefSeq, a predicted model, not a curated record